UGAAUAACCUAACCUAACCUGCUCGCUCCUCGCUCCUGCUAGUAAAGCCUGGUAAAGCCAGGGCCAUCGUCGAAGAAGCGCGGAAAGCUCCACUCCUCGUCGGUUCUGUUGUUCGGCGGAUCGUGCGUGUUGGCCGCGUUUAACCGUGCUCCUUCCGUGCGCGCCGCCUCCACGUACAUCGGCUACGUCGUCGCGUUGUCCGCUGGCACGUAUACGCCGCGUGAAAUAAUAAACGUGGGACGGGAACGUGCCGGCCAAGCAUCUGGGCGAACGAGCUAACUCGAGUGUGUGUGUGUGUGUGCGUGCAUGCGUGCGUUAGCAACGCAGAUCGCGUAGAUCAGCGACGGCGGUCGGCGGUCGGCCUCCCAGACACGGCGGGCACCCUUCACUUGCGCGCUCACGGAUUCCUGUUACACGGCCAUUCCCACCCCGCGUAACUGAUAUUAAUAUGAUUAAUACCACGUGCGAUUGUGUGAUACUGUGCGAUAUAAUGACUAAAUCGGGCGCGGUGCCAAUGUGCAAAUUGCGAAAUUAUUCAGCAAAAAAGUGUUCGUUGUUUAAAGUGCCGUCAAAUAUCGAACAAUGUAGAAAACGGAUUGCUGCGAUUCCGGGCAUUGUUGAUCUGAAGCCGUCGCAUUUCGUUUGCGAGAAGCAUUUCGAAGAACAUCACAUCCUCAGGAAAUGGGUGAAAUACGAUAAUGAUCGGAUUAUCGCCGAAGCUCCUUACAUGCGCACUCGACUCCAUCCGUUGGCUGUUCCUUCAAAAUUUGACUGUCAGAGAAAGGUGGAAAAUAUCGCCACUGCUAGGGAUUGUUCAAUUGCAUCAGUGCAGAGCAUAAUUAUUUCUCUUUGGACGAGCCCUCGAUGAAUACAACGGUCGACGAAUCUUGCAAUGAGAAGGAGCCUUCUUUCGUACAAUUACACAGAACACAGUACCGUAGAAUUGGCACAACAAUGGGAUCAGUUGGAUCAGUUAGGAAUGCGCAUGCAACACAAUUUAGAACAGCAGAUUCAAGCGCGAAACCAGUCCGGUGUAUCUGAAGACGCACUAAAGGAAUUCUCCAUGAUGUUCAAGCACUUUGACAAGGACAAGAGUGGCCGUCUGAAUCAUCAAGAAUUUAAAUCGUGCCUGAGAGCUUUGGGCUAUGACUUUCCUAUGAUGGAAGAAGGACAGCCCGAUCCGGAAUUUGAGAACAUAUUAGACAUCGUGGAUCCUAAUAGAGACAGCUAUGUAUCGCUGCAAGAAUACAUGGCGUUUAUGAUCAGCAAGGAAACGGAGAACGUGCAGAACUCGGAGGAAAUAGAGAACGCUUUCCGAGCAAUCACUGCAGCAGAUCGGCCGUACGUCACAAAGGAGGAAUUAUAUGCUAACCUCACAAAGGAGAUAGCCGAUUAUUGCGUUGCCCGUAUGAAACCUUAUGUAGAUCCCAAGUCGGAACGACCGAUAACAGCUGCGUUGGAUUAUAUAGAAUUUACGCGUACUCUUUUCCAGAAUUAAUUAUGAAUUCACAUACAUAUGCAUAUUAUAUUAUUUUUCCAAGUUUAUUAAACUAUAAUUGCAUAAAGAGCACAGAGCGCUGCUAUGUUUAUCUUUAAAAACUAUGGUUGAUUGAUAUAUCUAUUAAUCACUAGAGUUAUCUAGAGCAUUUACAGAAAUUGAGAUUUUCUUCUAAACUGGUUGAUAGAGAAUAUAUAUAAAGAAUAUA
Temnothorax curvispinosus is the source of this 1706-nucleotide messenger RNA. RefSeq names its product spectrin alpha chain-like. The transcript is spliced from 4 exons. Gene Ontology annotation, biological process: actin cytoskeleton organization. Lineage: Eukaryota; Metazoa; Arthropoda; Insecta; Hymenoptera; Formicidae. The coding region runs from base 893 to 1498 and encodes 201 amino acids. Gene Ontology annotation, molecular function: calcium ion binding; actin filament binding. Gene Ontology annotation, cellular component: cell projection; cortical actin cytoskeleton; plasma membrane. The record is from RefSeq and is a predicted model, not a curated record.